Messenger RNA from Siniperca chuatsi (mandarin fish), 3067 nucleotides. RefSeq names its product adaptor related protein complex 1 subunit mu 3 (gene ap1m3). The coding region runs from base 188 to 1459 and encodes 423 amino acids. Gene Ontology annotation, cellular component: clathrin-coated vesicle; clathrin adaptor complex. The record is from RefSeq and is a predicted model, not a curated record. The transcript is spliced from 12 exons. Gene Ontology annotation, biological process: intracellular protein transport; vesicle-mediated transport. Gene Ontology annotation, molecular function: clathrin-cargo adaptor activity. NCBI's taxonomy places the organism in Eukaryota, Metazoa, Chordata, Actinopteri, Centrarchiformes, Sinipercidae.
UCAAGCCGCCGGAAGUUGUGUUUCUUGUACUGCAGCUAGCUUGAUGUUUCGGUCCGGAAAAGCAGCGAGUCGCAGUGAAACGCGAGGAGAGGAGGAAAGAGGAUGAUGGGAGCGAAUAUUAUUCCCUUUAAGUGACCCACAUAUUAUCUAGGCUAGUUGUCGUUCUCGGGGAUUUUUCUCCACCAAGAUGUCGGCGUCGGCGAUAUUUAUCCUCGACCUGAAGGGAAAGGUGCUAAUCUGCCGUAACUACAUGGGGAACAUGGACAUGAAUGAGAUUGACCACUUUAUGCCCAUCCUGAUGAAGAGAGAAGAGGAGGCUGAGAUGACACCUAUGGUCAGCCAUGGCUCUUCACACUUCCUGUGGAUCAAACACAGCAACCUUUACUUGGUGGCAAUGACCAAGAAGAAUGCCAAUGCUGCUCUGGUGUACUCUUUUCUUUAUAAAAUUAUCCAGGUAUUUAAGGAGUACUUUAAGGAGCUUGAGGAGGAGAGUAUUCGUGACAACUUUGUGACAGUGUACGAGCUGAUGGACGAGGUGAUGGACUUUGGUUUCCCUCAGACAACUGACAGCAAGAUCCUACAAGAGUACAUCACCCAGCAGGGUCAUAAAUUAGAGGUCGGGGCCCCUCGACCUCCUGCCACCGUCACCAAUGCUGUGUCUUGGCGGUCAGAGGGCAUCAAGUACAGGAAGAACGAAGUUUUCAUGGACGUCAUUGAGUCAGUAAAUCUACUGGUGAGUGCCAACGGAAGCGUCCUGCGGAGUGAAAUAGUGGGCACCAUCAAGCUCAAAGUGGUCCUGUCGGGGAUGCCUGAACUCAGAUUGGGCCUCAAUGACAAAGUCCUGUUUGAAAUCACAGGCAGAGAGAAGAGUAAGACAGUGGAGCUGGAGGAUGUGAAAUUUCAUCAGUGUGUCCGUCUGUCACGCUUCGAGAAUGACCGCACCAUCUCUUUCAUCCCCCCUGAUGGCGAGAGCGAGCUCAUGUCCUACCGCCUCAACACUACAGUGAAGCCUCUCAUAUGGAUCGAGAGCGUGAUUGAGAAGUUCUCUCACAGCCGUGUGGAGAUCAAGGUGAAGGCUCGGAGUCAGUUUAAGAGCCGGUCCACUGCCAACAAUGUGUCCAUUCUGGUGCCAGUGCCCAGUGAUGCUGACUCACCCAAGUUCAAGACCAGCACAGGCAGCACCAAAUGGGUGCCAGAGAAGAGCGUGGUGCAGUGGAACAUCAAGUCUUUCCCUGGUGGUAAGGAGUACAUGAUGCGGGCACACUUUGGGCUACCCAGUGUGGAGAGUGAAGAGCUGGAGGCAAAGAGACCAAUCACAGUUAACUUUGAGAUCCCCUAUUUCACUGUGUCUGGGAUUCAGGUGCGUUACCUUAAGAUCAUAGAGAAGAGCGGUUACCAGGCAUUACCAUGGGUGCGCUACAUCACACAAAGUGGAGAUUACCAGCUCCGGACAAACUAAAGGGCACAGAUGCUGUUAGACGAAUUUUCUGUCUCUGUCUGUCUUCCACUCUCUUCUCUCUGUUUCUCCGGCUCCAUGUCUGCAAUGGACAGCAGAGGACAAGUGCAGGAGGACACAGGAAAUUCUUUCUCACUCUAAACGGAAACAAGACAUCAUCCCUUCCUCUAAGACAUUCUCAACUCAGACGGGAAAGGCUGUUGCAUCACCUCUGACCAGUGAUUUUUUUUUAAAGGGUUCCUCAGGACUCCAGUGAAUCGUUUUAAUAUGUGAAUAAUGAACUGAUGGCUUUGUGACACCGUCUGGUUCUGGCAAGCUCUCAUUUUCUCACUUUUAAUGUGAUAUCCCUCAAGGUUAAUUUAGAACUGAAUUUGGGAACAAGACAUUAUUUUUAAUUACGUUUUGCUCAAAAAUAGAAAACUUUAAAAUAUUACAAAAUAUAGAAUUGGAAGCAUUAUCUUUUUUGGGUACUUGGAUUGUCUACUGAGACGUGUAGCUUUCUACUGUGUAACAUGUAAACCACCAGAUUGUGUAGUGCCAAUAUACAGUAAGUGUGAUGGGUCAUUGUCAAUUUCUAUUUCUCAAAGGGCCAUAAUAUUGCAGAUGGGUGAUUUUUCUGUGCCAUGUACUCCAUCAGAUUUGUUUUCUUUUCUGUUGCUCCAUGCAGAAUUUUAACCACUACACCACAUCUUGGCAUUGCCAGCAUCUUUAACUGUAAGGGUUUUUAUUCCUCAUAUGUUUUGUCCUUAAUAUCCACUUUAUUAUCCAUAUACAGUUCUUUUUAACUUGGCUGUUAAUCUUCUCCCUCUCAAAGGCAUAUGUUUUGCCGCAACCUCUAUAUUAUAUGUUCUUUGCCUUAAAAAAUUGCCUAUGUAUCAUCACCUUUAGCACUGUGAAUAUAAUCCCCAGUGCAAUGAAACUAACACCAGCGACCAGAUCAAUGAUUAAUAAGGCACAAUAUUGUCAGAGGCAUUGGAAGUGUAACAUAAUGCCAUCAACGCACUCUCAUGGGGCCUGUAACCUUGUCCUUGUGCUUGAAAUCAGCUUGCUAGCUUUGAGGCAGAGAAUGAAGGAAUGAGCACGGUGCAGAGUCUUGUCAAAUUUUUAUCUGUUGUUUACUGUAUUAGUUAGUCCCCUGUGGAAAAUGAAGGACACAAGAGGGGUUGUUGGGGGGGGGGGACACACACAAAGGUAAAAUAACCUUAAGGGAUUUCUUUGCAGAAUCUGAGAAUAUUGACAAUAUGUUGAGGUAAUUGUUUUUCCACAACUCUUUAUUUUGUUUAAAUGUCGACCUCUACGGGCCUCUAUAAGUCUUCAAAGCAGUUUGUGGUGUAAUUCACUCCCUCUGUUGUGCAUGCACUGCACCACAUCAGUUCAGCUGCACUGCUGACAGCAAAGAAAAGAGCCCUGUGUCAGUUUAUUGCAUCUCUGCUGUUACGUACAAAACCUUCUAUUACAAUCAUUCCAUCAUCUUGUGUGGGGACAUUUUUUUAGACAUCAAUGAGGAUUGUUAAGGGUGUGUUAUCAUGUGUUUUUAUUAAUUUAUUAACUACUAUUUGUCAAUAGGAAGCAAAGGGAUAUAUUUGGAAAUAAACAAUGUUUUGUAUCUUG